CUCUUCUGGUCAGUUGGCUCGGCCGUUGUAAACAGACGGUGUCGGGAAACUGAGCUGAACUCCGGAUGAAUCCGACCAGGACCCGGACAGACUCUGAGAGAAGCACAAUGCACUGAGAGAACAUUGUCAGACCUUGGGUUCACGAAAGAGGGACCACAACAACCACUGGAUUUUCAAAGUCAGGAAACAAGGCCUCUCCGGUGUCCACAAUGACCACCCUGGAGGACGCUGACAUGCACACCUUCGGCCCCGAGCUGCCCGCCAUGUUCGACGGUGUGAAGCUGGCGGCUGUGGCGACCAUCCUCUACAUCAUCGUCCGUCUUCUGAACCUGAAGAGUCCCACCGCAGCACCAGAGAUCACCUAUCAGGACACGCUGCUCAACCGCUACCUGCUCAAGUCCUGCCCACUGUUGACCAAAGAAUACAUUCCUCCCUUGCUGUGGGGGAAGAGCGGUCACCUCCAGACGGCUCUGUACGGAAAGAUGGGACGUGUCAACACGCCGACGCCCAGCGGGGUCCGCAAGUUCCUCCACAUGCACGACGGGGCCACAGCGACCUUUGACCUCUUUGAAGCACUAGGAGACCACAGCACAGGAGACGACAUCACCAUGGUAAUCUGCCCUGGGAUCGGUAACCACAGCGAGAAGAACUACAUCAGGACCUUCGUGGAUCACUCCCAGCGGCAGGGUUACCGCUGCGCCGUCCUCAACCACCUGGGAGCUCUUCCCAACAUGGAGCUCACCUCGCCUCGCAUGUUCACCUACGGGUGUACCUGGGAGUAUGCAGCCAUGGUGGGCCACAUCAAACGGGCGUUCCCAGAUACGCUGCUGGUGGUCGUGGGCUUCAGUUUGGGGGGAAACAUCGUCUGUAAGUUUCUGGGUGAGAACCAAUCCAACCAGGAGCGAGUGCUGUGCUGCGUCACCGUCUGUCAGGGGUACAGCGCCCUCAGGGCCCAGGAAACAUUCCUUCAGUGGGAUCAGUGUCGAAGACUCUACAACUUUGUGUUGGCGGACAACAUGAAGAAGCUCAUCCUGACGCACAGGAGCACUUUGCUGGGUCUGAACUCCAGUAACAUCGGCGAUGCAGACCUGGGUCGUCUGUAUGCGGCCACGUCUCUGAUGCAGAUCGACGACAGCAUCAUGAGAAAAUUUCACGGCUACAGCUCUCUGAAGGAAUACUACGAGAAGGAGAGCUGCGUGCAUCACAUCCACAAAGUCACUGUGCCUCUCCUCUUGGUCAACUCCUCAGACGACCCCCUGAUUCAUCAGUCUCUCCUGGCUAUUCCACGCGCACUCGCAGAAAAGAUGCCCAACGUGAUAUUCGCCCUGACCCAACACGGAGGCCACCUGGGCUUCUUUGAGGGAGCCGUGCUGUUCCCCCAGCCGCUCACCUGGAUGGACAAGGUCAUUGUGGAGUACACGGACUCCAUCUGCCACUGGGAGAAGAAGCGCCCGGCCUGCCAGAGGAGCAGCCGCCCGGGCAUCACCUCCUGCCUGCAGAGCACAGAGCUGACACCCAGCGGGUAGCAAACGCACACGUUUAGGAGAAAAAAAACCUUCGACCAAAAAACACAAACUCAGCCUUCUGACUUCACUCUGCUUCAGUUCUUAAGGCCGCAUGGUUUGGUGAACCUUUUAUGGCAAACGCAGGGAAUGUGUAAAAAGGCUGAAAACAGGCAGGCUGAGAGGAAGCGGGUACACAAAGUUGUAAACUGAAACUCAUACAAGAUAAUAAUACUGGAAAAUGUAACAUGACCCUACGUUGAAUCGUUCCUUCCUCUUGUUGUUGUCGGCUUAACGCCAGCGUAAUAUGAGUUCACCCUCUGCUGGUAUUUGGCAGCUAUGCUUCUUGAGUCUGGAUUGUACGGUUAUAUAACGAGUCAGGGAGGGUCACACUUCAUGCAUAUGACCUUUGACCCUGCGUGCUUUAAGAAAAGACGUGUAUUAAGAAGGACUGCAGCCUUACUAAACACUCAGAUGUAGCUGCUCACACUAAUCAGACGUCAUCGCUCUAAAUCUGGAAAAUGAUCCUUCAAAUCUUAACCGUGAGACUUGAUAAGAUAUCUUUCACGUCACACCUCAGAAUAUGAUUCAUAUCUAAUCAAAAAAAGUGCCUUGAUAGGAAUGCUUAUCUGCAUCAAGUUUGAGGAAUCUGGUGUCUUGAAUUAAGCAGCAAUGUGUCAUUCAUCAUAUUCACACUGUGGCUGUUAUCCUUUGUUGUUACGCUCAGGGUGGGAACCUCAAAAGCCGUUAAAACAUCACCAUUUAACAAAUAACUGUGAUGUUACUGCUUCUCCUUUAAUCCCCAACUAAAAACACAUUUGUUAGUGAACCUCAGGAGGGACAUGAGACCAUAUUUCACAGUAACACACUGGGGAACUGGGUGAUCUGAUGGCUAGAGUUAGUCAGCAGCUUUUUGUGACAUUGAUACACAACACAAAUCAGAAGCUUAACCUUUUAGCGAUCAUUAUUAGUUAAUGAAAGUUUAGCACACUAGCUUACUAAAAGUUGGAUCACCACAAAGUUAGAUCAUUGAACAACUAUAACCUACUACCCUAUGAUAUCACGUUACACUAACUUUAGAAAGGAAGUGAUUGAAUGCUAAUGUAACAUGUAAUGCUCUUGACCUGAAGGCAUCAAUUCCUAGCUACCAAUACAGCAGCUUGCUAGCUGCUGUACGGUGAGUGCAUUAGCUUGCUAAAAUAGCACAAUAUUUUUAGCAUGCUGGAAAGGUUGAGAUUGGAAAACUGUAAUCACAAAGCUAAAGAAAUUUCCUUUGCUAACAGUAGUUGUUGCUAGUUUUUCUGCUUGUAUUGUUGACCUCUUUACCUUUGUUUGCAAGGAAGUAGGUGAACCUGUUGUCUAAUAGCAACUAAGUUAUAACAUGCUUUUUUAAACCAGAAGGCAUGAUAUCCUAGCCUAACAGUAGCCAGAAGAUCCCUUGCUAGCAGUAAUGCUAGUUACUACUCAUAUUAUUCAACUUACUUUAACUGUUAUGUUAGCUAGGAGGUGGUUAAAUCCUAACUUUACUUGUUGUCUUAAAGAUGCUUCUUCAACUUUAAAGCAUAUUAGCCUAGCUUACAAUGCCCUUGGUUGCUUUAUGGUUAGCUCGUUAGCUUGCUUAAAAGCGAACUAUAAAGCUUUAACUUAAAGGCCGACAAAAGAUCCCUUGCUAACAGUAAUGCUAGUUAUAAAGCUACACAUUUCUGCUCGUAUUAUUUAACACUCUUUAACUGUAAUUCUAAGCAAAGAGGUGCCUAAAUCCUAACUUUACUUUUUGUCUAGCACCUUGUGAGUUAUAAAAGAUGCUUCUCCAACUUUAAAGCAUAUUAGCCUAGCUUGAAAUGCCCAUGGCUUCUGCAGGGUUAGCUUGUUAGCUUGCUUAAAAGUGAACUGUAAAGCUGUAAUUUAAAAGCCAACAGAAGAUCCCUUGCUAACAGUAAUGCUAGAUAAUACUCAUAUUAUUCAACUUAAUACAUCUGUUAUGUUAGCUAGGAGGUGGUUAAAUCCUAACAUUACCUGUUGUCUAAAAUAUGCUUCUUCAACUUUAAGGCAUAUUAGCCUAGCUAACACUGCCUUUGGUUGCUGUCGGGUUAGCUAGUUAGCUUAGCUAACAGGUAGUCUAAAUUCACAGUUUAGCUUGCCAAAAAGUUAGCUUAUUGGAAAAACACAACAAACAUCAGAUCCCUUGCUAACAGUAAAAUUCACUAUAAAGUGAUGAUUUACACUGAUAUCAGCACCAUCUUAGUGUAAUGUUAGCAAAAAAGGGAUUUCAUGCUAAUACAGUCGGUUGUCUCACAGCAGCUAAUAAGUUAGAAAGCAUGCUAACCACACUAACAGCUACUACACGCUUAGUGAAAAAUAUAAGAUUUUUAUUAAUUUAGCUUUCAAAGAUGUUUGAUAACUGGGAAGCUGUUACUUUCUAGCUAUCAUUAGCUCCUCUGCUAACAGUUAUGCUAGGUAGAAAGUGAUGCUACUCCUCCUUGUGUUGUGUAUUACCACAUAGCUGUUAUGCUAGCUAGGAAGUUAUCUAUCUAUCUAGUAAAUUAACACUUGUUUUAUGGUCCGGUGUCCCUCUGGGUUUUCACUAGUUGUCUUUUUAGUUGCUAAUCAAUCACAAAGUUGGGAAAUUGUAAGGAUUUUUUUCAGAUUCAACACAUUUAUAUGAUUCACAUACUUUAAACACUCAUUAGGAAGUAAUAAAAAAGGUUGAUUUUCCCGCCCUGAGUGUGACAUCAGAGAAAAACGGCCAUCGUGUGGAUAUGGUUGAUAAUUUACGGUUUACACAGUGAUGAUUUCCAGCCUUUUUCAACUUCUAAUUUCUUUAACAUCCUCUAAUAAGGUCUUGCUUGUUCAAAAACACUUGAGCUGUUUAUUUAUAUAGACUAGAAGCAUCAUUUUGCAAAUUUAGAUUCAAAUCUACGUUUUUUUACUUUUUCACCCUUUUUGGUGGACCAUCAGCCUGCAUUGUUGCUGCAGACUUUCAAAAUAAAAGAAUCUGGGUGUUUUUGAAAUGUUCAAGUUAACACAGAAAGAAGCUUUUCUUUUUAUUAGUCUUUCUGUGUUUUUGUAAAAAAAAAAAAAAAAGAAAAGAAAAAAAGGGGCACAUCUUGUUCUUACGUUGUGCAGCUCGUCCUGUUCAUUGAUUUCUCCUACCACAGGUGACUCUUUUUUACAACUAUCUGCAGUAUCGUAAGCACAAUCAGACGAGUGUUAAAACUCUCAUAAGCACCUUUUUUUAAACACUGCUUGACGCAGUCUGCUUGAGCUGUGAGGACAAAACUGGGCCAAACAGUGAUCACAUUAAAUAAGAAGUACUCUCAGUUUAUGCAGUAUCCAUAAAAAACGGACCAAAGCACAGAUCACUGUCAGUAAGAAGCUGCUCACCUGUACUUUUUAGCGACUUUACUGCAGGAAGUAAUCACAUUAUACACAGUGGAGGUCUCACAUAUGUAGAUAUUACUUUGAACAAGGACUAAUUGAUUUGUUGCACAAGUGACCCACAUUUUUUUAGGGGUUUGUUAUAAGCUGCUUAAGCUCCCAUGCUGGACGGGUAGAGUUUGCCACAUAAAGAAUUACUUAAUACAGAGAACAGAGGAGAGAAGACAGGGAAAUAUAUCUGUAUUGUGCCUCAUCUCAUCAUAUGAUUCAUUCCUCUGUUAAAUGUAUCGCUCAAGAUCUUAGACACUGAUAUAUUUUUUAGAAAGUGAGCACCACCCGGUCAAAAUAUCCUUUGAUUUAAUGCAACUUUUACUAUCUGCUCUUCAAGAUUUGACCCCCAACCACAGCAGGUAUGUGUCUGUUGGUGCAAUAUGUCCAGCCUCUUAAAGAUACGGACCGCUCAGCCUGCACUUUAAUGUCUGUAGACUUACUUUGGUUUGUGUCGCACUAUAUGUGUCGGCAUAAUGGUGUACAAUGUAUAAUCAUUUGUUCUGAUGUGGUGCACAGUCAUGACUGACUGUCGUUUUAACUUGCCUACUAAUAAAUAUUUUUCGCAUAU
Messenger RNA from Notolabrus celidotus (New Zealand spotty), 5499 nucleotides. RefSeq names its product monoacylglycerol lipase ABHD2-like. Gene Ontology annotation, molecular function: acetylesterase activity; monoacylglycerol lipase activity. Gene Ontology annotation, cellular component: sperm flagellum; sperm plasma membrane. Gene Ontology annotation, biological process: medium-chain fatty acid catabolic process; medium-chain fatty acid biosynthetic process; sperm capacitation. The transcript has 11 exons. Lineage: Eukaryota; Metazoa; Chordata; Actinopteri; Labriformes; Labridae. Bases 210 to 1526 code for a protein of 438 amino acids. The record is from RefSeq and is a predicted model, not a curated record.